AAGGCAUUCAGCCGUGUGUUAGCUAGAGCUGGAGCAGCGGCAGCGGGAGGAGCGGCACCAGAAAACAGAGCUGAAAUCGACGCUGUGGGAGAAAUGCUGCUAUAAUGGGUGUAUAUAGCAUAUGUGGAGUUUUUAAACAUUUUUCUGCCGGCCUGCUCUGAUCGUUGCUUCACGUAUAAAGACGUUUUAGGCUGCAUUUUCCCGUACUUGGCUUUGGAUUUCCAGAGGACUUGAGGAGGGAUCAUUUCUGUAGGAUAGCAUUGUGACCAAGCCCAGCUCCAGCAAUGUCCGGGGCCUCGGUGAAAGUUGCCGUCAGGGUGCGCCCCUUCAACUCGAGGGAGAUCAGCAAAGAAUCAAAAUGCAUUAUUCAGAUGCAAGGGAACUCCACCACUAUUUUGAAUCCGAAGGCCCCAAAAGAGUCACCAAAGUCCUUCAGCUUCGACUAUUCCUAUUGGUCACACACCUCGCCGGACGACCCCACUUUUGCAUCUCAGAACCGUGUAUAUAAUGACAUCGGCAAGGAGAUGCUGCAGCACGCCUUUGAAGGCUACAAUGUUUGCAUCUUCGCUUACGGCCAGACUGGAGCUGGCAAGUCUUACACAAUGAUGGGCAAACAGGAGGAAGGACAGGAAGGCAUCAUCCCUCAGCUCUGUGAAGAUCUCUUUGAGAAAAUCAAUGACAACAUCAACGAUGAGAUCUCAUACUCGGUGGAGGUGGCGUAUAUGGAGAUUUACUGUGAGCGAGUGCGGGACCUGCUGAACCCCAAGAACAAAGGGAACCUGCGUGUGAGGGAGCAUCCUCUUCUCGGACCGUACGUAGAAGAUCUGUCCAAACUGGCUGUCACCUCGUACACGGACAUCGCUGACCUCAUGGACGCUGGCAACAAGGCCAGAACGGUUGCCGCCACUAACAUGAAUGAGACCAGCAGCCGCUCCCACGCUGUCUUCACCAUCGUCUUCACCCAGAGGAAGCACGACACUGAGACAGAUCUGUCUACAGAGAAGGUCAGCAAAAUCAGCCUUGUGGACCUGGCAGGCAGUGAGCGCGCUGACUCAACUGGGGCCAAAGGCACCAGACUGAAGGAAGGUGCAAACAUCAACAAAUCUCUCACUACCCUGGGCAAAGUGAUUUCUGCCCUGGCAGAGGUGGAUAACUGUACCAGCAAGAGCAAGAAGAAAAAGAAGAGUGACUUUAUCCCUUACAGAGACUCCGUGUUAACAUGGCUUCUGAGAGAGAAUUUGGGUGGGAACUCAAGGACUGCUAUGGUGGCUGCUCUGAGCCCUGCUGACAUUAACUAUGAUGAGACUCUGAGCACCCUGAGAUACGCAGAUCGGGCCAAGCAGAUCAAGUGCAAUGCUGUGAUCAACGAGGACCCCAAUGCCAAGCUGGUGCGCGAGCUGAAGGACGAGGUGCUGCGUUUGAAGGAUCUGCUCCGAGCUCAGGGACUUGGAGACAUUCUGGACAUCGAGCCAAUGGGGGAUGAUUAUCCUGGAAGUGGAAGCAAAUGUGACAGCAUUCAGCUAAGUUCUCACUUCCGGAGGAAAGACCUGAAAGAUAUUCACAACAAUAAGCAUAGAUACUUGCUAGCCUCAGAGAACCAACGGCCUGGCCAUCUCUCCACAGCGCCGAUGGGGUGCCUGACCGCAUCGCCGUCGUCUGGCUCUCUGUGCAGCCAGGCCGGCCUGCAGUCCGUCUCCAGCAUCCAGGAGCGCAUCAUGUCCACUCCCGGCGGAGAAGAGGCCAUCGAGAGGCUCAAGGAGUCCGAGAAGAUUAUAGCCGAGCUGAAUGAGACGUGGGAGGAGAAGCUGAGGAAGACUGAGGCCAUCCGGAUGGAGAGAGAGGCUCUCCUGGCAGAGAUGGGAGUUGCCAUCAGGGAGGACGGGGGAACUCUCGGUGUCUUCUCUCCUAAAAAGACUCCUCACCUGGUUAACCUGAACGAGGAUCCGCUCAUGUCGGAAUGUCUGCUCUACUACAUCAAAGACGGAAUCACACGGGUGGGCCAAGCAGAUGCAGAGAGAAGGCAGGAUAUUGUUCUGAGUGGAGCGCACAUCAAAGAGGAGCACUGUAUCUUCCGCAGCGAAAGGAAUGCCAAUGGAGACGUGAUUGUGAUGUUGGUUCCGUGUGAGGGAUCAGAGACGUAUGUGAAUGGCAAGCGUGUGAUGGCUGCAGUCCAGCUGCGCUCAGGUAACCGUAUAAUCAUGGGAAAGAACCAUGUGUUCCGCUUCAAUCACCCUGAGCAGGCACGUGCUGAGCGAGAGAAGACCCCAACAGCUGAGACCCCCGUAGAGCCUGUGGACUGGACCUUUGCCCAGAGAGAGCUGCUGGAGAAGCAGGGCAUCGAUAUGAAGCAGGAGAUGGAGAAGAGGCUUACUGAGAUGGAGAUCCUGUACAAAAAAGAGAAGGAGGAGGCCGAUCAGCUGCUUGAGCAACAGAGACUGGUCUAUGAGAGCAAGCUUCAAGAACUGCAGAAACAGGUGGAGACUCGCUCACUGAUCGCAGAAACUCCUGAUGAAGAGGAGGAGGAGGAAGAAGAGGAUGAAGUGCCAUGGACUCAGCAUGAGUUUGAGCUGGCUCAGUGGGCUUUCAGAAAGUGGAGGUACCAUCAGUUCACCUCAUUACGAGACCAGCUGUGGGGGAACGCAGUGUACCUGAAGGAGGCUAAUGCUAUCAGCGUGGAGCUCAAGAAGAAGGUCCAGUUCCAGUUUGUGCUGCUGACGGACACUCUGUAUUCUCCACUCCCUCCGGAGCUGCUGCCUCCUGAGCCGGAGAAGGAGCGGGACUCCAGGCCUUUUCCUCGCACUGUGGUGGCUGUCGAGGUCCAGGACCUGAAGAAUGGAGCCACUCACUACUGGUCCCUGGAGAAGCUUAAGCAGAGACUGGAGCAGAUGCGAGAGAUGUAUGACCGUGCAGGAGAAAUGGCCUCCUCCAACCAGGAGGAUGGGGAGGGGCCCUUGACCGGCAGUGACCCUUUCUAUGAUCGUUUCCACUGGUUCAAGCUAGUUGGGAGCUCUCCCAUCUUCCACGGCUGUGUGAAUGAGCACCUGGCUGACCGCACGCCCUCGCCCACCUUCUCCACGGCCGACUCUGACGUGACUGAGUUAGCUGACGAGCGUCAGAGCGAGAUGGAGGACUUCAUGGACGAUGAGGCGUUUGUGGACGACACCAGUUCAGACGCCGGCACCGAGGAGGGCUCGGACAUCUUCAGUGAUGGCCAGGACCCCUUCUAUGACCGCUCUCCGUGGUUCACUCUUGUGGGCAGGGCUUUCGUGUACCUGAGCAACCUGCUGUACUCUGUGCCCCUGGUGCACCGUGUUGCUGUAGUGACGGAGAAGGGGGAGGUGCGCGGGUUCCUGCGUGUCGGGGUCCAGGCCAUCGCUGCUGAUGAAGAGGCUCCUGAUUAUGGCUCUGGUGUGCGUCAGUCUGGAACUGCCAAGAUCUCCUUUGAUGAUGAAUAUUUCAAAAAGAGUGAUUUCUCGUCCGUGGCUAUGACCCGAUCCGGCCUCUCUUUGGAGGAGCUGCGUAUUGUUGAAGGCCAAGGGCAGAGUUCAGAGGUCAUCACCCCUUCGGAGGAGAUGAACAGAAUAAAUGAAAUGGAUCUGAAGCUCGGGAACGUGGAUACUAAGCUGGGACUAUCAGAAGGUCUGGCUGGCCAGCUGGAGGUGGGCAGUAUCUUUACCUUCCGCGUCACGGUGCUGCAGGCCAAUGGCAUCCUGCCAGAGUACGCAGACAUCUUUUGCCAAUUCAACUUCCUCCAUCGUCAUGAUGAGGCUUUCAGCACAGAGCCGCUGAAGAACACAGGCAAAGGCACCCCGCUGGGAUUCUACCAUGUGCAGAAUAUUUCUGUGGAAGUCACAGAGUCCUUUAUCGAGUACAUCAAGUCCAAGCCCAUUGUGUUUGAAGUGUUUGGACAUUACCAGCAGCAUCCGCUGCAUCAUCAUGGACAGGAUGCGGUCAGCCUUCCUCAACCUUCUAAGAAAUACUACCCUCCACCCAUGCCUCUGUCCAAACCAGUGCCAGCCACCAAGUUGAACACAAUCAGCAAGUCAAACCUGGGCCAGUGUGUGAGCAAGUAUGACCUGCUGGCCUGGUUUGAGAUCAGUGAGCUGGAGCCAACUGGAGAGUAUAUCCCAGCUGUAGUGGACCACACUGGAGGACUGCCCUGCCAUGGCACAUACCUACUGCAUCAGGGCAUCCAGCGCAGGAUCACAGUCACGCUCAUCCACGAGAAGGGCAGUGAGCUGCACUGGAAGGAUGUUAGGGAGCUGGUGGUUGGUCGGAUCAGGAACAAGCCGGAAGUAGACGACACAGCCGCAGAUGCAGUGCUCUCUCUCAACAUCAUCUCAGCCAAAAACAUGAAGUCCUCACACAACACCAACAGGCUGUGUAUUGAUAACGAUAUCCCUAGGACGUUCUACCGGUUUGAAGCGGUGUGGGACAGCUCUCUGCACAAUUCUCUCCUGCUCAACCGUGUCACCCCCUACGGAGAGAAGAUUUAUAUGACCCUGUCGGCGUACCUGGAGCUUGACCACUGCAUCCAGCCAGCCAUUAUCACCAAAGACAUCUGCAUGGUGUUCUACUCUAGAGACGCCAAGAUUUCUCCUCCACGCUCUCUGAGGAAUCUGUUCGGCAGUGGCUAUUCCAAGACCCCUGACUGUAACCGAGUGACUGGUAUCUAUGAGCUCAGCUUAUGCAAGAUGGCUGAUACAGGAAGCCCAGGCAUGCAGAGGCGGAGGCGGAAGGUUCUGGAUACGUCAGUGGCGUAUGUGCGUGGAGAGGAGAACCUGGCUGGCUGGAGGCCCAGAGGAGACAGCCUGAUCCUUGAGCAUCAGUGGGAGCUGGAGAAACUUGAACAACUGCAUGAGGUGGAAAAGACCCGUCACCUGCUGCUGCUGCGGGAGAAGCUGAGCGAGUCGGUACCUCAGAAAUCCCUUAGUGAUUCUCUCUCUCCCAGUCUGAGUAGUGGUACCCUCAGCACCUCCACCAGCAUCUCUUCACAGAUCUCCUCCACCACCUUUGAGAGUGCCAUCACGCCCAGCGAGAGCAGCGGAUAUGACUCUGCUGACAUUGAGAGCCUGGUGGACCGUGAGAAGGAGCUGGCCACCAAGUGCCUCCGUCUCUUGACCCACACCUUUAACAGUGACUACAACCAGCUGUGCAACAGCAUCAGUGACUGCAAGUUGUCAGAUAUCUCCCCAAUGGGUCGAGAUCCAUCCGUCACCAGUCUCAGUAGUGCCACACUUACCCCCUCCUCGACCUGCCCCUCCCUGGCAGACUCCCGCUGUGGCUCAGUGGACCAGAAGACUCCUGAAGCUAACUCCCGCGCCUCUAGCCCAUCCUGCUCUGACUAUGAGAACUUCCCCAUGGUGCCGACCCUGGAGACAUCCUACCUGGCCCGUGCUGGCAAACACGAGUUCCUCAACCUGGUGCCCGAUAUAGAGGAGAUGAGACCUGGGUCUGUGGUGUCUAAGAAAGGUUACCUAAGCUUCAUGGAGCCUCGCUCCAAUUCCUGGUUGAAGCACUUUGUGGUGGUGCGCCGGCCAUACGUCUUCAUCUAUAACAGUGACAAGGACCCAGUGGAGAGAGGUGUGCUAAACCUGUCCACUGCACAGGUGGAGUACAGUGAAGAUCAGCAGGCUAUGCUUAAGACCCCCAACACAUUUGCUGUGUGUACCAAGCACAGAGGAAUUCUGCUCCAAGCCAACAAUGAUAAAGACAUGAAUGACUGGCUCUAUGCCUUCAACCCGCUGCUAGCAGGAACAAUAAGGUCAAAACUGGCGAGAAGACGCUCUGGUCUGAUGAAGAACUGAAGAGGCUUGUGGGUGUGCAGAGACAGUGCUGUGUUUCUUCUGCCUCGCCUUUGAACAUACCAAGUGUUAACACUUAUUAAUCUUUGUGAUUCUUGAUGGUUUUCUCUUGUAUGUAGACCUGUGGCUUAAGUCUCCUCUCCAGCUCUUGAGAACUUUUCAGUUCCUGAAAGCCCACUUUUCCCUUCUCUCUUUUCUUCUCCCUCUCUCUCUCUCUAUCUCUCCUAGCCUUUUGCUCUUUUGUUGGGAUCCGUUCCGUCUUAAGUUUUCGUUCUUUGUCAUAACGGAACCUUCUUCUAGUAGCAUGUCGUAUAGUCUAUUUGUGUGUGCACGAUUCUUCAGAACAGUUUCUAUCUCCUCUCUCUUGAGUUACUACUCGUCUGUAAAGAUUGUCUUUAUCAGUGUUAUCUGUUGAGUCAGGUACAUUUUUCCCCGCAUGGCGACAGCAGCAGCAGCAGUCCUCAGGAUAAGACCAGUUUGCUUACAAAGCCACACAGAGUACACCAGAGAAGUUAAAUUAAAAAGACAUUAUAUGACUAAGCGAAACUAAAUAUUUCUCUCUUAGAAAGAAACUUUAGUGCAGUAGUAGAACUUUUUUACAUUAGUAAAUGAGUAGAUGACCCAACGUACAUAGAAAGAGAAUGAGGCUCGAGGUUCAGGUAUUUGCCCGGUUAUUAAACCAUGGAGAGAUUUCAGGAUUUCCCAUAUUUUGACAAGUAUUACUGUUGAACUGUGGAUGAACCAGUUGCUGAUGUCAUCGAUGGCCCAUAUCAGGUGGUUGGUGCUAGCUGUAGCACAGAGAGUGUUUGCUUGCUUGGCAUCAAUUGAUUCAAUAUAGUGCGGGGAAAACCAUUCUUACCCUCUGUAAUAAUUGGUAAUGAUUGGGUACCAUUACCAUGUAGCACUAGGAGAGAGAAUAUAUGAGAAGGGAUCACUCACUUUCCUGAGCUGUAUGAUCGGUUCUGCUGUUCCGUGCUCUUCAGAAAAUGGAACCUUAAAAAAAAAAAAAGAAGAAGAAGAAGAAAUAAAAGAUGAUCACAAGUUAAAAAGAGAUACGAAACAAAAGUGACUGGAACAAAGUGACUAAUGUGACUAGGGCGAAGGUCAUAUAUCUGUACAUAGUAUUCAGGAUUACUAUGCUUAAUGCUCCUCGUUAAGAUACAAGAGACAUUCCUUUCGUGCUGACCAUUAUCUUCUAUUUAUCGCAAGAUCACAGCGCUUACUUUAGCCAGAGGGAUUUGAUGUGUUUGAGUCUCUUGUGGUACUGAUAUACUGCAGCAGCACACUUUAAGAGAGAGGUAAGCUGCAUCAUUCAGUGGUUUAUUGUGACCAGGGAAUCCCUCAGUAGCAGCUGUGACCAGAACGGUGGCCAGCCUCUCUAGCUUUCCCCAUAGAAACAAGGCAAACAAAAAAUACUGCUACAGGACCGGACAAGAGCUGAACAUGGAUCCAUUAUCUAUUGUACUCAUUAUCUAUAUUAACUUAUUAUUUUUUAUUAUUUCUACUGAUCCUGUUUUUAUAAUAACCAUUUGCUUUAAGGGAAAAAGCAAAGUGAUGAAGGUUAUAUAAGAAGGGCAUUUUUGUUUCUUCUGUUUUCUUUGUAUCCAGCGAAACGUUUUGCACAUUAACAUAUGUUACACAAACAAAACCCAAACAGCUUGACCACUGAAGGAGAUUUGGGUCUGAGCACUGUCGGUAGAACGUAGACUUUGUUUAUGUUAAAUGCUUGACUGCGGUGAUGUUUCUUUGGUGUUUUGCAGUGUAAAGCAUAAGAAAAGGGACAUGAUAUGCUAUAUGAUGCUUCUUAAUUUAUUACUGGGAAAAUAUUUGCUCUGUGUGAAAAAUAAAUCUGUAACAUGUGAAUGUAGUUAAAUUUGUGGAUCAGCUGUUAUCCUUCCAUUAUAGCUGCAAGGCAAGAUCGAGAGGUUUGGACGUGUGAGUGGAGGACAUUAAGCUUCUGGCCAGCCAACCAGCAGGCUCUUUCCUUCACAUGCUCUCUAAAAGCUGUGCUCUCAAAUGCUACAGGGCGUUUUCACUCCUUAGUAAUGCAUUGUUAGUUCGGUGAGUUUAUUUGCAGGUGUUGUGCUGAAUUCUGUCAUUAAUGAAUAAUUAAGGUUAAUCUACAGUCACAGUAGAUACAGUAGAUACUCUGUUGUUUAAUGGUUGACGGUUCUGAAAUUGACCUAAAAGACUGAACUAUCAUAAAAAAAAAGUAUCUUCACACUGCAAACAAACCAGAUAGUUGUUCUUUUGUCCAGACCAAACAACAUAGGUGUGAAAGCGCUCUGUAAAAAAGGUGCUACAACAGGUUCUUUGAGUGUGUAGGAGCCUUCGGCUUAAUGGAAGGUGGGAAAAACAGCUGUUUUAAACACAUUAUCAGUGCAGCGAAGUCUAAAAAGUGAGAGCUGAAUGCCUUCUUUGCUGAUGUCUGACAGCUUUUCAUGAGUAAUAAAUGAAAACAAGCGAAAUUAUCUAGUCACCUGGUCAGCCAGCCUGAGAGACUAAAGUGGAAGCAUUUCGUUAUCUGUUUGAUUGUUAUUGAAUCUCGUGGUAAAGCGUCAUAUGGAUGCACAUCAGCAUAUAGUGGGAUAUAUAUUAAGAUAGGUGCUUUAUAUCAUGUGGUAAUCUCACUGUAAUUAUAGUAAAUUAUAAUGAAUUACAUUUCUCAACAGAGCAAAGAUUUUCACCAUUGUGUGAUGUUACUAAUAUUUAGACCUUCAUGAAGAAUUCUGUCUUUUUAUGUUCUUUUGCAAUGUAUAUAUUAGUUUGCAGCUCUUUGCACAUUCUAAGUGCUUAUGAUGACUUAACAUCAAAUAAAGCCUAAAGUGAGUUUCCGUUGUUUACUCAAUUAUGAACCAAAAGACGGGGUAAGAGCAGACUGUGUGGCGUGAUGCAUGGGUGGAGUGGACUUUGAAUGUACCUCUGGGAAGUCACUGGCAGAUAUAUUCACUCACUGGGACAGUUCAGAAGAUAUGUUGUCACUGUUAUCAUUUCUGGAUUGUCAGAAUGAACCAUUGUAAUGCUUCCUGUUGCUUGUCGCUUUCAUUCAGCUGAACGUUCAACGACACUACUUCAGACAGUCUGAGUCCAGGUCUGUACUUCAGAGUUAUGAUGAUGCAGGGAGGGCUACUGUUUAGAUUUAUUUUCUAAUAUCAGGGAAUCUAUUUUUAGAAGUAAUCCAAAAUUAGUCAUGAUUUAACGCUUCUACCAUUUUAAUCCUCUUUUGUUUGAUAUUUUGUUUCUCAGUCGUAUCUCAUAAUGCAUUUUCCCAUGCUGCCUUCAAAAAAAGACUAGUCCUUCACUCCCUCUCAGAGGCCUCCUUUUAUUAUUCAACUAACAUUCCCACUCAUUUUGUUGGAAGAAAACUAGCUAAACCCAGGCAUUAACACUGUACAUUAUUUGUCAGAUUGGCUUCAUUUUCAUACUUAUUUUGUAAAUAUUCCAUGUUGUAUGGAGCUUGAAUUAAAAUGUAAAUAUGUCUCCUGUAUUUGUAAUAAUUAUAAUCCAUUCGCUGUAUAGCCUAGAUGUGUACUGCAGAUCUCUUAAUUCUGUGUAUUGUAAUCUUGCACCAUUGAACUGUUUAGUGAAUGAGGUAACAAUAAAAGUCCAACCAGUGCAUUAGCAGA
Messenger RNA from Astyanax mexicanus (Mexican tetra), 9430 nucleotides. RefSeq names its product kinesin family member 1B (gene kif1b). The transcript is spliced from 51 exons. NCBI's taxonomy places the organism in Eukaryota, Metazoa, Chordata, Actinopteri, Characiformes, Acestrorhamphidae. Gene Ontology annotation, molecular function: microtubule motor activity; ATP binding; microtubule binding. The coding region runs from base 285 to 5807 and encodes 1840 amino acids. The record is from RefSeq and is a predicted model, not a curated record. Gene Ontology annotation, biological process: microtubule-based movement.